Exophiala viscosa is the source of this 1203-nucleotide messenger RNA. RefSeq lists its product as uncharacterized. The transcript has 2 exons. The record is from RefSeq and is a predicted model, not a curated record. The coding region runs from base 307 to 1203 and encodes 298 amino acids. NCBI's taxonomy places the organism in Eukaryota, Fungi, Ascomycota, Eurotiomycetes, Chaetothyriales, Herpotrichiellaceae.
CCUGUUUCCCUGUUGACGUGAACCAUAGAGCACUCCUCACACCCAUCAGUACUUGAGCUGAGGAAGCCUCGCAAGUGUUGCCAGCACGGCCUGGAAUGGCGGGGAUGACAUGCAAGGCUGACUGAUGGGUGCCACGGGUGGUCAGCCCAGGCACAAACCGAGGUUCCUUUUCAAGCGGGGGUGAUACGAGAGUUCGACGCACCACAAAGGAAACCCAUCCAGAGAGAUAAAUACUAAAGGUGAUAAGCAUAAGCAUGUCAGCAAAUUUCGCACGGGUUGGUCGUUGUCCUAGUCGCCCUGAACAUCAUGUCGACCGACACAUUCAAACUUUACUCGCAAGCUAUCAAGAGGAGACCUCUACCUGAAGACCCUAUCACGCGGGCAGAUGUCGAACACGUCCUGGAACAUGGUUAUAUUGUCCUCCCUGAUUGUUUUACAGCAGCAGAGGCCAAAGAAGGGCGGAAUGAAAUCAUCCGCCUCUUGGGGAAGGACCCCUUAGGCGGACGCAAUCCUUUCGAGGGACUCAACACUAACCGGAUAUAUUCGCUGCUGAACAAAAGUCGCGUGUUUGAUAAGUUUGUGAUGUUACCGCGAGUACUGGCGCUGAACGACUAUUUUCUGGAUCCGGGAUAUCUUCUGUCGGCGUUUCACACGAUAACAAUCAAUCCAGGAGAGAAAGCCCAGGGACUGCAUCACGACGAUGGAUAUAUUCAAUUUCCAAGGCCUAGACUUCCAUUUGGAGCAGCGAUCAUGGUAGCUUUGGACGAGUAUACCGCUUUCAACGGUGCCACAAGAAUCAUUCCGGGAUCGCACAAAUGGGACAGUUCACGCCGUGGCUCACCAGAAGAAACCGUUCCUGCGCUGUGCCCUGAAGGAGGAGUAGUAUAUUUCAUCAGCACAUUAUGGCACGGAGGUGGUGCAAAUGUGUCAGAUCGUCCUCGACAAAGCGCAACCGUUCAAUAUUGCAAUCCGUAUAUUCGCCCUAUCGAAAACCAGAUCCUCGCAGUCGACCCACGAAAGCUUGAUAAGAUACACCCGCGUAUCGUCGAAUUGAUGGGGUAUAAGCACAUGGAACCGUUCAUGGGCUAUGCGGACGGCAUGGGCCCGCGACGCGCUGCGAGGAGGAUGGUUAGAUGGCUCCAGCACGAUGUCGAAGAAAGCCCUCCAACUUUUGCACACGAGGCACGGGAGCCCAAACUUUAG